Molecule: messenger RNA, 330 nt
Organism: Nycticebus coucang (slow loris)
Lineage: Eukaryota; Metazoa; Chordata; Mammalia; Primates; Lorisidae
Product: biogenesis of lysosome-related organelles complex 1 subunit 5-like
Exons: 3
Coding region: 1-330 (109 amino acids)
Cellular component (GO): transport vesicle; BLOC-1 complex
Source: RefSeq, a predicted model, not a curated record
AUGAAUAACCUACUGUUGACUGGAAGCCUGGCUGGUUUGGUGGGUUGUGAGACCGCCCCGGGCGGCGGCCACAAGAAGAGGGACUCUCUGGGGACUGCGGGCUCAGCGCACCUCAUUAUCAAGGAUCUUGGAGAAAUUCAUUCAAGGCUCUUGGAUCACAGACCAGUUAUUCAAGGUGAAACUCGUUAUUUUGUAAAAGAAUUUGAAGGAGUCAGGUCUUGUUCUGUCACCAGGCCUGUGUGCAAUGGCCUUAUCACACCUCCCUGCAACCUCCAACUCCUGGCUCAAGCAAUCCUCCAGCUUCAGUCUUCCAAGGAGCUAGCACUAUAG